UAUUGUUAGAUCUGUAUAAUCUAAAUUUCUGUUUUGCUAAAAUAAUGAUUCACUAACUGAAAGGAUAAUUCCAAUGUUGAGAUAAACAAAGCAACUGGUUCUCAAUCGCGCAAAGUUAUAUGUGUACUAACUUAUUUUACACAAGGAACAGCUGCUAAAUGACUGCAGGUUUGUAUCGGACUCAUUGCGUUAGCCGCUAACGAGCUCUCGUUUAUCAUCUAGUCUACGAUUGGAGAAGUUACUUGAGAUUGCUACGGGAAACGUGUAAUUGGGCCAAAUGGAUCGGGCCAGAGGACGAACCUCGAUGGGUAAUUGUCGUAUCCGAAAGCUUGGCGUUUGCGUAAGCGUGGUAAUACUCGGGACCUUCAUCGCUUGUAUGCUAUUAGCGUACACGGCGUUUGCAUCUCUGGUUACCGAACGUGACACUUUACAGCAGGUGGUUUUUCUAUUUCGUCAUGGCGACCGAACUCCUACAGAGACCUAUCCUAAGGAUCCUCAUAUAAAUUACGAUUGGCCCAAUGGCUGGGGCUCUUUGACCAAGAAAGGAAUGCGUCAACUGUAUAACAUGGGUCAAUGGAUACGCUUAAAAUACGGCCCUAUAAUCGGUCGUAAAUUCGAGAGCACAGCCACGCUGAUACGUAGCAGCUACGCGGAUCGGUGCGUCAUGUCGGCACUGGCAUUACUCGCUGGAUUGUUCACACCAAGUCCCGAGGACAUGUUCGUGCCCGGUUUGACAUGGACUCCCGUUCCUGUACACUCGACACCACGGGAAUUAGACAAACUGAUUGUGAUGAAGGCACCAUGUCCAAAGUUAGAGGCGGCUCUAAAACAGGCGUAUAUAGAGGAAGAAAAAAAAUCGGGUGAGAAAAUGGCCGAGUAUUAUAAGAAACUAACGCAGCACACUGGACAGAAUAUGAGCACGAUCACCGACGUCGAGUUUCUUUACAACACCCUCGAGAUCGAAGAGCAACACGAUCUACAGCUUCCAGCAUGGACGCAGAAUUUUUACAACGACGAGAUGCGCGAAAUAGCCGCUCGUAGCCUCGCAAUCUUCACCGAGGGCACUAUCCAAAAACGUCUUCGUGGAGGCCCGCUACUAAAAGAGAUUUUACAUCACAUGGAAGAGAGUAAAGACAAUCUCAAAUCGAAACGACGAUCUUAUUUUUAUUCCGCUCACGACAUAACUAUCGUUAACGUGAUGAGGUCAAUGGGAUUCACGAAUGAGCUUCUUAAACCAGAUUACGGAGCGAUGAUCAUAUUGGAGCUACACUUCGUCAAUAAUGGAGCCGAUCAAGAAGUAAAGGCACUAUAUUUGAAUAAUACGGAAAUGGACAAUGCGCAUCGUUUGGAAAUUCCUAACUGCACGAGUCCUUGCCUAUUGCAAAACCUGAAGCAAGUAUGGCACGAAGUGAUUCCGGAUGAUUGGGACGCAGAAUGUAAAAUGUCUGCGCUCGCCCUCGCGUCCGUCGCGCUCUGUCAAGCGCACCCGUUCAUCCUUGACCGACGGAUACGAGCAAAGAUUGUCAACAUGUUUAGCUGGCUGAGUCGUGAGGAGAAUAGCAAGCAAGAUCUCUUCGAAAAUGUCACCGAAGGCCUUAAGAGGAUAUACAAAUCAAAAUUAUUACCAUUGGAACAGUAUUAUCAGUUCCAUGACUUUCAUUCGCCACAACUUGAUGAUCCUGACUUUGAUGCAAAACCUAUGAUUCUCCUAGUUGGGCAAUAUUCCACUGGCAAAACCACAUUUAUCAAAUAUCUGUUAGAAAGAGAGUUUCCUGGCAUCAGAAUCGGACCAGAGCCUACUACAGAUCGAUUUAUCGCUGUCAUGUAUGAUGAAAAGGAAGGAGUCAUUCCUGGAAAUGCCUUGGUCGUAGAUCCAAAUAAACAGUUCAGGCCGCUUUCAAAAUUCGGCAAUGCAUUCUUGAACAGAUUUCAGUGUUCGACUGUAGCCUCGCCUGUUUUGAAAGGCAUAUCUAUAGUAGAUACACCUGGUAUAUUAUCUGGUGAGAAACAAAGAGUUGACAGAGGCUAUGACUUUACUGGUGUUUUAGAAUGGUUCGCUGAACGCGUAGAUAGGAUUAUUUUAUUGUUUGAUGCUCAUAAGCUCGAUAUCUCAGAUGAAUUCCGCAGAUCUAUCGAGGCCUUACGUGGACAUGAUGACAAAAUUAGAAUUGUUCUUAAUAAAGCUGACAUGAUAGAUCAUCAACAGCUCAUGAGAGUAUAUGGUGCUCUAAUGUGGUCGUUAGGAAAGGUAUUACAAACUCCAGAAGUAGCUAGAGUUUAUAUUGGCUCAUUUUGGGAUCAGCCCUUAAGAUAUGAUGUUAAUAGAAGACUAUUUGAAGAUGAAGAACAAGAUUUAUUCAGAGAUAUGCAAUCGCUUCCAAAAAAUGCUGCAUUAAGAAAACUUAAUGAUUUAAUUAAACGUGCACGCUUAGCAAAGGUACACGCGUACAUAAUAAGUGCUUUGCGGAAAGAUAUGCCGAGUAUGUUUGGUAAGGAUACUAAGAAAAAAGAACUAAUAAAAAAUUUGGGCCAGACUUACGAUCAAAUUCAAAGGGAGCAAAAGAUUUCACCUGGUGAUUUUCCGGAUCUAAAGAAGAUGCAAGAGAGCUUAGCACAUCACGAUUUUAAUAAAUUUAAUCCCCUGAAGCCCAAGUUAUUAGAAGUAGUGGAUAAAAUGCUCGCUGAAGAUAUCGCGAAGCUUAUGGCUAUGAUACCACAUGAAGAAGUCACCACCGUUUCGGAAACACUUACAGGAGGAGCAUUUGAAGGUGUAAAAGAUCAAGUUAGUCCAUUCGGAUAUAAAAGAGGAGAAGGAAUUGAUGCGGGUGCAGGUGAACCAGAAUGGAUUGUCAAUAAAGAAAGAUAUAAAUAUGAUAGCAUGUUUGAAUCACUUGGACCACAAGAUGGAAAAAUUACGGGAGCAGCGGCCAAAUCAGAAAUGGUCAAGUCCAAAUUGCCAAACAGCGUGCUUGGAAAGAUUUGGAAGCUUUCAGACAUUAAUAAAGAUGGAUUUUUAGACUCUGACGAAUUUGCCUUAGCCAUGCAUCUAAUUAAUAUAAAGCUCGAAGGAUACGAUUUACCGGCUGAGCUACCAGAACAUUUAAUACCGCCAUCGAAACGUGACACAUAAUAUACAUUUUUUGUAUUAUAAUACAAAUUAUAAUUUAUCCAUGGUUCACAAUUGGUUAACAUACAUUUGGAACCACGAGAUGGUGGAUAUUAACACGAUUUAUUAGUCGUGUGCUACUGCCAGCAAUUUACAGG
Trachymyrmex septentrionalis is the source of this 3264-nucleotide messenger RNA. RefSeq names its product EH domain-containing protein 3 (gene Past1). Lineage: Eukaryota; Metazoa; Arthropoda; Insecta; Hymenoptera; Formicidae. The transcript is spliced from 13 exons. Gene Ontology annotation, biological process: endosomal transport; endocytosis. Bases 278 to 3130 code for a protein of 950 amino acids. The record is from RefSeq and is a predicted model, not a curated record. Gene Ontology annotation, molecular function: GTP binding; protein binding; calcium ion binding. Gene Ontology annotation, cellular component: cytoplasm; plasma membrane.